Messenger RNA from Alosa sapidissima (American shad), 2429 nucleotides. RefSeq lists its product as uncharacterized. NCBI's taxonomy places the organism in Eukaryota, Metazoa, Chordata, Actinopteri, Clupeiformes, Clupeidae. The record is from RefSeq and is a predicted model, not a curated record.
AUGUCCUGCUGUCUACUGUGGUCAUCUGAAAUAGUGGAUCCCAGCAUCUUCAGAUCGGUCACCGACAAUAGGGGACAAAAGGAAGCUUUGGUGCUUCAACAGAAACUUUUCCCUGAGGACUAUGAACAUCAUAUCUGUUCAUUCGAGCAUCUUGAGGGCAAUAACUGCAACAUUUCCCUAAAACUAAGGGUACACACUGAGGAGGAGGUUCACAGAUGGCUUCAAGCCUUUCAAAAGUCAUCUCAAACAACAUGGCGGGUGAACAAAAUCUACCCUGCGGAACGUCAAAGACAGAACAUGUACAGAGUGGACCUAAGAUGCCAACACAACACGCGACAUUCAAAAACCUCAAAAAAAAAUACAUCCUGUCCUGCUGUGAUGUAUAUUGUCCUGAAGAAGCAAAGCUUUUCGCAGAACAGAAAGUCCAGAUCUGCUGAUUUACACAUACAUGAAGGACUGUGUCUCUACAUCAACCUAAAACUUCGGCAUAAUCACCUGCUCAUGUGUGCUGAGGCUAUGGGGUACCGCGAUGUAGCACCUGACACAAUAGAGAAACUACAAAAUCUUUUUCAAAGUGGACACUCUCCCUCUUCUGCUUAGCUGAAAUAUGACCUUCAGGAGGAGAUGUGCGACUCCUAUGUGUUUGCUUCUGCGGAUCGCUCCAUCUGCCCUGAUCUGAAUUUUUGCUUCAGACUAUACUACAACAUAUUCAAAAGAGCCUAUGGAGAACUUGCUGGGGAUGCCAUGCUCUGCAGCCUCCAGGCAUCUAUUGAUGCCUACAAUGAGCAACAGGGAGAGGUAUGCGCUCAAAUGAAACAAGAUGACAAUCAAACCAUUAUUGCCAUCUGCAGUCCUCUUAUGAAGCGUGUGCAUGCUCUUGUUCGGCACAGUGCCGAGAUUGUCUUCAUAGACUCAUCUGGUAACUGUGACCGAACCAACAGCCGAAUAUUUCUCCUCCUAACACAUUCGGCUGCUGGUGGGCUGCCCCUGGGAGUGGUUAUCACAACCUCUGAGUCGCAGAACACCAGGACUGCAGGACUUAAGUUGCUGAAAGCCAUUCUCCCGCAGGAAGCUUUUUUUUGGGAGAGGAGACCUUGGCCCACAGGUAGUAAUGACCAAUGUCUGCCAAGCAUUGCGUCAGGCUAUUCUGAACACCUACCCUCAAACCCACCCCAUUCUCUGUGUCUUCCAUAUAUUACAAGCGAUGUGGAGAUGGCUUUGGGAUGCACAUAAUGGGGUCCCAAAAACCCACUGUCAGCAUUUAUUGCAUCUAAUCAAACAACUUGUUUAUGCCAGGUCCCCCUUGGACCUGGAAGCCUCAUAUCAUCUGGCAGUCCAGGACUCCAUAGCAAGCAGGUAUCCGAAAUACACAAACCAUCUGGCGGCGGUUUUCAAGAGGCGAGAGUUGUGGGCACUCUGUUUACGUUCCCAUCUCCCAACACGAGGGAACAACACCAACAACUUUGUGGAGAGUGCGAUGAGGAUAGUCAAGGACCAGAUCUUCUACAGGCUUAAAGCAUACAACAUCACGCAACUGGUGGACAUCAUCACAACCAGGCUGGAAGCCUACUACAAUCGAAGGCUUGUGGAUGUGGCUAACAACAGAAGCACAAAAAACUAACUGAAGGGGCGUGUCAGCACAGAUGGCAUUGUCAAGGAGGAUGAAGUGAAUUUUACAGUCCCUAGUGCCUCAACUGAUGCCACAUACCACGUGAAUGUGUCCUUGGGGACUUGCACCUGCCCAGAUGGCAGCACUGGUGCUUUCUGCGCUCAUCAGUAUGCAGUGAUGCAGGCCUUCCAAAUGCAAGACAACAACCCAUUUGCAAUUGCCACACCUGCCGCAAGGAAGUUGUUCUACCAGAUCGCAACAGGAAAGAACAAUGUGCCAGACAACUGGUUCAUGAGUGUGGAGGAAAUUCCAUCUGAUGCAGAUCCCCAGAAACAGUGUGGUGAAGCCUUAUCGACUGAAGGGUCCUCAGCGGAUGAAGACACUGUUAAUUGUUCGCCUGAUGAGAGGCUGGUGAAGGCUCAUCUGCCCAAGUGACAGAACUUGAGUCUUGUGCCAAGAGUAUGUUUGAGGGCCUGCUGUUAAAAGUAAAAACAGAUUCGGAUUUCCAUACAGCAAUAUCAGCAUCGGCAAAUCAGGCACAAAUACUGCAGCCAAACUGCUUAAGAAGAGGGCAAGAAAAUGCUUGCAGAUGAGUGUGGCAAUUGGCAUACAACCAACAGCAGUGGCUCGCCGUAAGGCCCCACUUGGAGGUCGACGUGCACUAAUCACUGGGCGUCCUCCUAAAAGUGCCCGGAGAGACCACAGCUACGGGAGAGUUGUCGGGGCAAAUGCACUGCCCAAACAGUCGGCGCCACACUCAUUCGUGUUUCUGACUGUGACUCUGGGUCGUAAACACAGCAAAUAAAAUAUUUGUGAUGUA